Nicotiana attenuata is the source of this 1080-nucleotide messenger RNA. Its product is annotated as GDSL esterase/lipase At5g08460-like. Lineage: Eukaryota; Viridiplantae; Streptophyta; Magnoliopsida; Solanales; Solanaceae. The record is from RefSeq and is a predicted model, not a curated record. The transcript is spliced from 5 exons. Bases 1 to 1080 code for a protein of 359 amino acids. Gene Ontology annotation, molecular function: hydrolase activity, acting on ester bonds.
AUGGAGAGCCAGUUUAUGACAUGGAAUGUUCUUUUCCUUGUUGUUCUUUCCAUUCAAGAAGCCAUUAAUGCAGUGCCACAGUUUACAGCUUUAUUCGCCUUUGGGGAUUCACUUAUAGAUCCUGGAAAUAAUAAUUAUCUCCCAAACUCUUUGGCAAAGGCUAAUUAUGUACCAUAUGGAGUUGAUUUUAUAGGACCCACAGGGAGAUUUUGCAAUGGAAGAACCAUGAUAGAUUAUUUAGGUGAUCUGCUAGGACUUCCUCUAAUUCCAGCUUAUACAGCUACUAUCACCAUGGGCAGUGAUAUUUCGAAAGGAGUGAACUAUGCUUCAGCUGCAGCCGGAAUUCUUGACGAGACAGGCAAAAGUCUUGGAGAAAGGUUCAGCUUGAAUCAACAGAUUCAAAAUUUCGAAGAUACCUUGAAUCAACUAAAACAGCAGAUGGAAGAUCAAGACUUGAGCUAUUAUCUUGCAAAGUCAUUGGUUGUAAUGAAUCUUGGCAACAAUGACUACAUCAACAACUAUUUGCAACCUUCAUUGUACACAACGAGUUCCAAUUACAAGCCUAGAGAUUAUGCUGAUCUCCUCAUAAAGCAUUACUCUAGGCAAAUCUUGGCACUUCAUGGUAUAGGACUAAGGAAGUUUUUAUUGGGAGCAAUUGGACCACUGGGUUGUAUCCCUAGCCAAGUUGGAACUGGUCUUGCUCCACCAGGAAAGUGUGUCUCUAUUGUGAAUGAAAUGAUUAGGAUGUUUAAUUCACAACUUAGGUUUCUUGUUGAUCAACUAAACAAAGAUAACCCUAACUCCAUCUUUAUUUACGGCAAUACUUUUGGAGGAUUUAUCGAGAUAUUCAACAAUGCCUCUGUUUAUGGGUUUGAAGUAAAGGACAGAGGAUGUUGUGGCGUUGGGAGGCUAAUAACAUGUCUUCCAUUGGCAGUGCCUUGCUUCAACAGAGAUCAAUACCUCUUUUGGGAUGCCUUCCAUCCAACACAAGCUGUGAAUCAAAUUCUUGCUAGGAAGGCAUAUUCAGGGUCCUUACAUGAUUGUUAUCCCAUGAAUGUCCAACAAAUGGCUCAGCUCUAA